AUGUCAAUCUCUCCUCGUACUAUCAGCCACUGUUCAGAGGUGGUGCCGAUUUCACCCAAUCAAUUGCCAGAUUUGACCCUCGAGCCCGAGACAGUUUAUUCAAUUCCUUUUGGCGAUAUCGACAGCCUCGCGAAAGAUAUAGUCCAAAGACUGCAAGUCCUGGAUUUUCCUAUCCAAGGCAAGUGUGUCGAAGCCCUUCUUUUCAGUUGUGAAACCAAGGGGGUCCAUAUGCAGAAGCGGGCUGGCACAAACACUUCGCGGCCUUAUGUAGUGGAAAUCCCAGGAGGUGCUGUCGAGCAAGAAGACCAAACUCUUCAGCUUGCUUCACUUCGUGAGCUUUUAGAGGAGAGCGGGAUAUCCAUUCUAGGCGCGCGUCCUCACAUUGAUGGCUAUUUUUAUUUUUGGAACCACGUGGGCUCCACGACUGGCUCAAACAAAUGGCUGAUCAAGUUUGUGUUCGGAUAUGCUAUCUCUGGACGUGACGUAUGGCUGUUCAAUGACCGCAGGUGGGACAGCGAUCUCAAAAUGCCCAAGGGGACUUCUUCUAUUCUCUUUGAUCCAGAAGAAGUGAGCGAUGUUCUCUCAAUUACUGAGGAUGGACUCAAGGAGAUGAUUUUGUGGGAUCCAAACAAUCGAAAAAUUGCCGAAGACACCAAGCUUCUUGUCAUCCAGCGACAAACAAUUGCGAUGCUGAAUCAUAUAUUUUGCUCGUUGCCAUAUUUGGAAGGACCUCAGAAAGACAUCAAUCGAAUAUGUUAUUUCGAAAAGGCAUCAAGCUCGGGCAUACGACUUAAAAUGGGCGAGGACAGCAUACCCAUUGCGCGCUUGCAGCGAGAAGGCCUGGAAGGGAUAGUUGAAAGAGUCACAAGAAGGAACUUUGGUGUCCACUUAACAAGCCCGUAA
Messenger RNA from Penicillium daleae, 903 nucleotides. Its product is annotated as NUDIX hydrolase. The transcript has a single exon. The record is from RefSeq and is a predicted model, not a curated record. NCBI's taxonomy places the organism in Eukaryota, Fungi, Ascomycota, Eurotiomycetes, Eurotiales, Aspergillaceae. Bases 1 to 903 code for a protein of 300 amino acids.